AUGUACCUCUCGUACAUCCAACACGUUGGUUGUCCGACUCGUUUGCUCACACUCAUUCCCGUUGGUCCGAAUUUGAAUUGUCCUGAUUGUAAUGCAGCUUAUACGGAGGAACCGACAUGGACGAACAAUCCGGUUCCAUGCCCAUUUAUAGAACAGGUUAACGCGCGUUGUGCGCUCGUCAUAAAGCCAACACAUGGAUUUUUUCAGUCAUACAAAAUAGGAGAUGAUUUGCAUAUUGGAAUAUCAGACUCGAGGUCUGUGAUACACUCAUAUUGGACGAAUGGAAUUGUUGCUCAAGACACUUCAUGGGACAAAUCGAUACUGGUCUACGACUUUCUGCCAUUCUUCCAGAAUAAUGCUGAAUGGUUCGAUAGCACAUUGACAAAUUUCAUCCAGCAAACCGCCGAUAAAUUUAAAAUUGAGAUGGCUGAUUGCCUUGAAGAUUUGGAAUCAGUGGAUACCGACCGGAUAGUUGAUCAAUGCAGCUUCCAGUCAAGCCAAUUUGAAGUAUUUACGCAUGAUUAUCGCGAAAAUGGCGAAACUGCGUGCAAAGCAGAUUCUGAUGAAGGCGAUCACACGAAUUGCAAGCACGCCGACGAAGAAAUCAAAAAAUCGAAAAAGGAGAUGGUGAAUUUGACGCGAAAAUUGCAAAGAGCCCUUAAUUAUCUGGAAAUGUCCCCUGACAAUUCGCCAAUCAAGGAUCUACUCCAGGCGCUGCGUGAUGUUAAUAGAAAACUACGCGACGCGAUUCUCCGAGAAAACGCCGAGUUCUCGUCGACGACUGUCGAUUUGCCGGAAUACGAUAGUGUCGAUAUGAAGGCUUUUCUAGGGACCGAUGAGGUCCCAGAACAGAAAUCAAUGCUUGAGAAUGUAAAAGAGCAACGGCGGAAGUCGAGAGAAGAACUGGAGCAUAUAAUGGGGGAGGCGGAGAUACUCCUCCAGGAAUAUGAUCAUAUUCGGCGCGGCCUUUCAAAUAAAUAA
Caenorhabditis bovis is the source of this 981-nucleotide messenger RNA. The record is from the annotation of a GenBank genome assembly. Lineage: Eukaryota; Metazoa; Nematoda; Chromadorea; Rhabditida; Rhabditidae.